Molecule: messenger RNA, 1602 nt
Organism: Cottoperca gobio
Lineage: Eukaryota; Metazoa; Chordata; Actinopteri; Perciformes; Bovichtidae
Gene: ttpal
Product: tocopherol (alpha) transfer protein-like
Exons: 7
Coding region: 120-1088 (322 amino acids)
Cellular component (GO): membrane
Molecular function (GO): phosphatidylinositol bisphosphate binding
Source: RefSeq, a predicted model, not a curated record
CUUUUCCUGACAGGUCCGUUGUGAUUUUUGACUUUUUCUGUUCGUCGCGGCUUUUUGAUGACAUUUUUUCUUGCCAAUGGAUGUUGAUAUAAAGCGUUGAUGUGUGUCCUAGUCGGUUAAUGUUUCAAGCAUCUCCGGCUUCACCCAGUCAGUCCAUGGCUGAUCAGCAUGAGUCCAUCGAUCUCAUGUCUCCUCCUGUGGACCCAUCAGCAGCUGCAGGACACAGCUGGUUCCCUGCACCCCCUCCACCCAUGUACUCCUGCACCCUGACCCCUGAGCUGGUGCACAAGGCACGGGAGGAGCUCCAGGAGAAGCCAGAGUGGCGUCUGCGGGAUGUCCAAGCACUGAGAGACAUGAUACUGAAGGAACAGCCCAAUCUCAGGACCCGGCUGGACGACGCCUUUCUCCUGCGCUUCCUGCGGGCAAGGAAGUUUGACUAUGACCGUGCCCUGCAGCUGCUGCUCAACUACCACGCAGGCCGUAAGGCUUGGCCAGAGGUGUUCCAGGACCUGAAGCCAUCCACAGUGAAACACGUCCUGGACCUGGGCUUCCUCACAGUCUUGCCACAGCCCGACCCCAGCGGGAGAUACAUCCUCUGUCUCCGGCCGGGAAAAUGGAAACCAAAUGAUUAUCCGUUUGUUGACAAUGUAAGGGCCAUCUAUCUGACUCUGGAGAAGCUGAUCCAGCCGGAGGAGACGCAGGUGAACGGUAUUGUCAUCUUGGCCGACUACACCGGAGUGGGCAUGUCGCAAGCAUCCAACCCAGGCCCGUUCCUCGCCAAAAAGGUUGUAAGCAUCCUCCAGGAUGGGUUCCCAAUCAGAAUCAAGGCCGUCAACAUAAUAAACGAGCCCAGGAUUUUCAAAGGCAUCUUUGCUAUAAUUAAGCCUUUUCUGAAGGAAAAGAUGGCAGAGAGGCCUGUGCUCCAAAAUAAUGAGAAAAUGGAGGGCCAAGCAUUUGCUUUUCAGGGGAAUGAACUCAAACUACCAGCUCCACUCCCCUGGGUUCUCCUUAAUCUCCUGAGAGGGGUUCCUUUUGUGUUCCGUCAAACCUGUGCGGGAAACGCAAACCAGUUGUUAGCACAACACUGACACGUUGUCACCUGCGUAAGUUAAUAUAGCAAACAUGUCAGCAGUUGUUUAUUUACAUAAUUAGUAGCUACAGAGCAACAUUAACAUUUCAAAUCUACAGGAUACUCUCCAACAAGUGUCCAGGGGGCUUUCCCUUUCCUGGAACAUGCAUAUUGUUAUCUCCUCCCACAUCCUUUAGAUGAGACUGUGAGGAGGUCUAAGUGGUUUUAUGCAACCUGGAUGCUAAAUGCUCCACUAUGUUCACCAGCUAGCCGCUAACUGUGUCUGCUGCAGCCGAUAUCUCUGCAAAGAGAGUGAACCAAAACAAUGAGAAGAUGUAAAUCCCCAGCAGGGUUGAGAGGAGCUGGAUGGUAAUUCAUUGCGUGUUCAUUACUUACCUCCUCCACGGCUCGGACCUGCGCUCUCUGCACCGGAACAUCCCUCGCUCGGUUCUGCCGGAGGAGUACGGAGGCACCUCGGGCCAGCUGGACUUGUGUGCGUGGUCGAGAGUGCUCCUGGACUGCGAGGAGGAAUU